Clonostachys solani is the source of this 1086-nucleotide messenger RNA. The record is from the annotation of a GenBank genome assembly. NCBI's taxonomy places the organism in Eukaryota, Fungi, Ascomycota, Sordariomycetes, Hypocreales, Bionectriaceae.
AUGUCUAUGUCCCUUGCCCAUGCCCGCGAUCUUCUAAACGCCGGCAGACCCUACAAUGCCGCUUGGCGAGUGGUUCCCGGACCUGACCGAGACAACUACGACAUCAUCGAAUCUAAAUGCCGCGAGGACCGCAGAUGGCUUACAAACGCGGCGCCUAUCGCGGCUGGAGAGAAAGACGGAGUCAAGCUGUCGAGUGUCUGGCGGGCAGCGCAGCCAGAGUCGAUACGUGUAUUCAACGACGCCACCGAAGCGGCCGAACACUACGUGAAGCAAGACGGAAAACGCAGACACAAUUUUGCAGAGAACCGUAGGUGGCGUGAAGCCGAUGAUCUGUUCCACACGAUGCAAGUCAAGGUCUGUCAGGGCAAGACGGUCACCGUUCGACAGGACCUGACCGAUUCGCGAUUCUACUGCAAGCACAAAGGGGGGACUCCCAUCUUCAACUACGAGCCACCGAGGCGGCGCAUCACCGGGCAGAGCUACGCGACAAUCACGAUGUCGGCGGAUGGUGUCGUUGAGCAUCCCAGGUCGCCCCCUAUCAGGGACUCUGACGCGCCAGCUGACAGGGGCGAGUUCACGUACAACGGUCAAGUUCCACGGGCUCCGAAAGAGUACAUAGCGCGGCUCUGCACACUCUUACCGCACGCUGUCCGCGCUCUUGUUUGCGUGGUAGCCUGGGAAGGAGGCAGGGUAGGACUCCCAGAGAUCAACCUGGCAUCGCUCCCCAGUCUCUGUCCGAUAGAAGGAUUGGUGAGGCUGGUUGAGCUCUGGAACAUCAUAUUCGGGGAAAUAGCCCCAGGGCGGAUCUGCGAGCAACUGGAGAGGAAUAGGGUGCUCACGGAGACGGCCUAUAUCCUGAAUGAACUCGAGGCGAUAGGAGGGACGAUCGACCUCAGGGCGAACCUCAAGAUGCUGAGACACAGCGUUUCGUACAUGAUGGGACUUGAGAUUAAAGAUGCAGCACGUCUAGAGAGUGAGUUCAUGAAGAAAGAAGCUUUCCAUGAGCUCUUUGAUCCCAGAAGCACCAAAGUCUGCUUCAUUUGGGCAAACUCACGCUCGCUUAAUCGCAUUCAACAAAAUUAUUAA